UAGUCUCGAGCUGGAUCUAAUUUCUUUCGAAGAAGAAUGGAGUGAGUGAAAUUCAAGCAUUGCGACUGUGCGUCUUUGCUGCUCAUCUCCUCCUGAGUGAAUGCACUUGUUGCGCUUCCUCCGCCUCCACCUAACGGACUCGCACUCGUUCCUCCGGGCCAGGGGCUUCGCAACAGGUUCACAUUUUCCCCCAUCGCCGAGGCAAAGCUCUUGAUCCGAGACGUGUUUCACGAUGCCAGUGUUGACGAGUCCAGAGAUCGCCAAGAAGUUCAAGGAGAAAUGGAUGCUGCUGCAUCCGGAGGAUCAGGAGGACGCGGGCGGUGCUCUGAGUUUUGACGACAGUCUGACGAGCCUGCAUUGGCUGCAGAACUUCUCCAUCGUGAGCGCGACUCCGGACAGAGCGCCCGGUUUCGGCUGGCGACCUCAGCAGCUCCUGCACCCUCUGGGUGGCACCGAGUCUCCCUCCAGCCCCCCUGCAGGUGACACUGCUGCCUCGGGCACCGCACACACACCCGGGAAUCCCGCCGUGUCCUGCAGCAAGCUGGCCGGACCGAGCGCCUAUUCGCCGGUGUACGGGCUCAGCGGAGCUCAGUCGCACGAGGAGGUCGAUUAUAAAACCAACCCGCAUGUUAAACCGCCAUACUCGUACGCCACGCUCAUCUGCAUGGCCAUGCAAGCCAGCAAGAAGACCAAAAUCACCCUGUCCGCCAUCUACAGCUGGAUCACCGAGAACUUCUGCUAUUACAGACAUGCCGAGCCCAGCUGGCAGAAUUCAAUUCGCCACAACCUGUCUCUGAACAAGUGCUUUAUGAAGGUCCCUAGACAGAAGGAUGAGCCGGGAAAGGGAGGCUUCUGGCAGAUCGAUCCCCAGUAUGCAGACAUGUUUGUGAAUGGUGUCUUCAAACGCAGGCGAAUGCCUGCCACAAAUUUCACCACCCAGAGACAAAACAGAAUUCUGUCCUCUUGCUCUCCUUACAGCCCCCAGCGCAACCCACAAACGGGCAUGGAUCUCUACCAAGAACCUAUAACUGGCAGCAAGCGCAAACAGGCCUGUCCCAAACGAGGGGGCAAGCUGGGGAGAAUGUCUCAAUCUCCCCUGUUAGCAAGCGAGAUCAAAACAUCAGAUGUGCUCCGGGGAGAUUUCGACCUGGCUUCAGUGUUUGACGAUGUUCUAAGUGGAAAUGGCAGCACAUUUGAGGACCUGGACAUCAACAGUGCUCUGAGUUCCCUCGGCUGUGAGAUGGAGGUGUCCACUCAGAACCAGCAUGCGUCCACUGUGUCCAAAUGGUACAGCAACGAGGACGAGCAGGCCUGUGCUUACUUGGAAAUGAGCAGCAUAAUGGGAUGUAGCAUGGAAGACUUUCAGCGCCAGCAGCAGCCACAGCAACAGCAGAUACACAACCAUCAGCAAUAUUACGAGGGACUGGCCCUGUUUUCGGAUCUGCCUCAGCAGCAGCAACCCUGGGAGAUCAAAGAGGAGGUACAGGCCAUUCCUCUGUCUCUGGAUCAGAGUUACGGUCUAUGCGAAGGAUUUUUCUCUGAGAUGCCUAUGUGGGAGAGGGGAGAGGUUUUUCUCUGA
Clarias gariepinus (North African catfish) is the source of this 1579-nucleotide messenger RNA. RefSeq names its product forkhead box J1b (gene foxj1b). Bases 233 to 1579 code for a protein of 448 amino acids. Gene Ontology annotation, molecular function: DNA-binding transcription factor activity; sequence-specific DNA binding. Gene Ontology annotation, biological process: regulation of DNA-templated transcription. NCBI's taxonomy places the organism in Eukaryota, Metazoa, Chordata, Actinopteri, Siluriformes, Clariidae. The transcript is spliced from 3 exons. The record is from RefSeq and is a predicted model, not a curated record.